CCGCGGCGCCGUCCCUAGGAGAGGCCGGGAGGAUUGUGGCUGGUUGCUGCAUUCUCAGACGGUCGUCAGUAAUACGGCAGUGCGGCCAUGGCAGAACCGCAGCCCGUGUCCAGCGGCCUUACCGACGAGGCUGCCCUCGGUUGCUGCUCCGACCCGGACCCCAGCACCAAGGAUUUUCUGUUUCAGCAGACCAUGCUACGAGUUAAAGAUCCUAAAAAGUCACUGGAUUUUUAUACUAGAAUUCUUGGAAUGACGCUACUCCAAAAAUCAGAUUUUCCCACUAUGAAAUUUUCAAUCUAUUUCUUGGCUUAUGAGGAAAAAAAUGACAUCCCAAAAGAUAAAAAUGAAAAAGUAGCAUGGGUGUUCUCCAGGAAAGCUACACUUGAACUGACACACAACUGGGGCACCGAAGAUGAUGAGACCCAGAGUUACCACAGUGGCAACUCAGACCCUCGAGGAUUUGGUCACAUUGGAAUUGCUGUUCCUGAUGUACAUGGUGCUUGUAAAAGAUUUGAAGAACUGGGAGUUAAAUUUGUGAAGAAACCUGAUGAUGGUAAAAUGAAAGGCCUGGCAUUUAUUCAAGAUCCUGAUGGCUACUGGAUUGAAAUUUUGAAUCCUAACAAAAUGACAACCAUUAUUUAGUUCUGUGAGAAUACUGCUUUGCGAUUUCAGUGAAGACCUUGUGGGAGGUAAAAAGGAAAUAGUGUUAAUCAAGAUAUUCAGAUAAUAGAAACAUCUAGGACUGAAGGAUCGUUGUCCCAAUUCAAAUUGUUCUGAAGUCCAUUCCCCUUUUCUAUUUCAGCUAUGUGUUUCACCUAACUGUUCAUUCUGGUUUUAAAGUAGUGCUUUGUCUUGUGUCCUUGAAUGUAGUUAUAUAACUUUACUUUUUUAGAUAAUAAUUAGAACAGUUCCCUUCAGAGGCUGCAUUUGGCUUCUGUUACCUAAAUAUGAAUAUGACUUCUCUACAAGUCUGCCUUUGAAUCCUCAUUCUCAA
Neofelis nebulosa (Clouded leopard) is the source of this 994-nucleotide messenger RNA. It is a transcript of the gene GLO1, whose product is annotated as glyoxalase I. The transcript is spliced from 6 exons. NCBI's taxonomy places the organism in Eukaryota, Metazoa, Chordata, Mammalia, Carnivora, Felidae. The record is from RefSeq and is a predicted model, not a curated record. The coding region runs from base 88 to 642 and encodes 184 amino acids. Gene Ontology annotation, molecular function: metal ion binding; lactoylglutathione lyase activity.